Molecule: messenger RNA, 1350 nt
Organism: Guyanagaster necrorhizus
Lineage: Eukaryota; Fungi; Basidiomycota; Agaricomycetes; Agaricales; Physalacriaceae
Exons: 6
Coding region: 275-1195 (306 amino acids)
Source: RefSeq, a predicted model, not a curated record
GUCCUCUUACCAGCAGGCCCAGAAUUCCGGUAUUCACUACCUUGGCUACCGUGGGCAACCAAGCGGUGGUUAUGCGACACUAAAUGGCCCCCAAAAUACGCCUUUUUCACAAGUCUUGGUUGUUCUUUGCUCCUACCGCUCCCUGGAUGUACAUGUGAUGCUGCCACCGGUCCGGAUAUGGUCCUCUAUUCCCUCGUAGCAGCAGAACCACUGACAAUGCCAGUCUUCUGCAUUCCACUGCUGCAGGCGUCUUGCACAGAUAUCGUGCCUCACGAUGGAUCCUUCCACACUUGCUCCCCUUCAAUGUAGUUUUCAAAUCGACAACGACAUGUUCGAUCUAUGCCCUCUCAUCACGUCGCAUCCCGGACCGCUGGCGAUUUCGCUGGACGAAGAAACUCCCCCAACACGCACGAGAAACUCUUACAGUAUCAGCCUUAAUGGCCCCUUGAAACUGGAUGUAACUUUACCAGCCGAACUACAGUGUCCUGACGGUACUUGGAUAUGCCUGAUCGUUACCAAUGCAUGGCCAAACCGACCUUCGGAAUCCACCCGCGUUACAAAUGUGAUUCCUAUAGCAGUCGAUCCGAAUCUCAAUCCAACAGCCAAGCUUGGAGCAAAGGCGAAGCUAGACGAUUAUCACACACCGUUACAAGUGACACUCCACGGCGGCUCGUAUACAAGUCGAAAUGUAAGGCAAAAGGCUACGUUUCAGUUUAUAUGCGACCACGAUGUCGAAGAGCCAACAGAACCCGAAUUCGCAUGGUCCUUCAAUGGCACACACGCAUUUACGUGGAAAUCGAAACACGCCUGCUCGAGUAUAGUCUCAGGAUCUCCGACUAGUCCGUCAGAACCUGACCCCGAUCCUCCUGCGGAGCCCCCACACGAACCUGACCUCAUCGGCGAGGUCCCCGUUCAUCAAGUUGGACUUCUUCCGCUAUUCCUCAUAUUCUUCGCUAUUUUGUCUUUUAUCGUCAUCCGUGUUGUUUACCCCAGGAGUCGUCGGCGUGUGCGACACGCGAAGUUUAGACCAUCCUCUUCGCGGCUGCUGGAAUGGGCGCAACAAGCGGGAUUUACCGAUGUGGACUCUGAUGCAGAGUCGGACGAGUUUGGUAUUGAUGAGCAGAUACCGCUGACCCGUCGUAUGUAUGGAAGUGCUCCUAGCACGGGAGUCGUUUACGGGAGUACGGGCAGGUAACGCAAUUAUGCAUACUUAUUUUACGAUUUCAGAGCGGCUUGAACCGCUUUGUUUGAAUCCCAUCAAUACGAAGAAGAUUUCGACGAAAAUCAGUUGAUUCGUCCGCCGUUUCCUGCUUCCAUCGAAAUACGUAGCCUCGUGCGGCAUUAAUUUGC